Eubalaena glacialis (North Atlantic right whale) is the source of this 789-nucleotide messenger RNA. Its product is annotated as protein YIPF5-like. Lineage: Eukaryota; Metazoa; Chordata; Mammalia; Artiodactyla; Balaenidae. The record is from RefSeq and is a predicted model, not a curated record. Gene Ontology annotation, cellular component: trans-Golgi network. Gene Ontology annotation, biological process: regulation of ER to Golgi vesicle-mediated transport; endoplasmic reticulum to Golgi vesicle-mediated transport; vesicle fusion with Golgi apparatus.
AUGUCAGGCUGUGACAACUUAAACACGGAUUUCUACCAGACAAGUUACAGCAUCGAUGACCAAUCACAGCAGUCCUAUGAUUACGGAGGAAGUGGAGGACCUUACAGCAACUAUGCUGGCUAUGACUACUCGUACCAAGGCCGGUUUGUCCCUCCAGACAUGAUGCAGCCACAACAGCCGUACACCGGGCAGAUUUUCCAGCCAGCUCAGGCAUAUACUCCAACUACGCCUCAGCCAUUCUAUGGAAACAACUUUGAGGAUGAGCCACCUUUAUUCGAAGAACUAGGUAUCAAUUUUGAUCACAUCUGGCAAAAAACACUCACAGUGUUACACCCAUUAAAAGUAGCAGAUGGCAGCAUCAUGAAUGAGACUGAUUUGGCAGGACCAAUGGUUUUUUGCCUUGCUUUUGGAGCCACAUUGUUACUGGCUGGCAAAAUCCAGUUUGGUUAUGUAUAUGGGAUCAGUGCAAUCGGAUGCCUAGGAAUGUUUUGUUUAUUAAACUUAAUGAGUAUGACUGGUGUUUCCUUCGGCUGUGUGGCAAGUGUCCUUGGAUAGUGUCUUCUUCCUAUGAUCCUGCUUUCCAGCUUUGCAGUGAUAUUUUCUUUGCAAGGAAUGGUAGGAAUCAUUCUCACUGCUGGAAUUAUUGGAUGGUGUAGUUUUACUGCUUCCAAAAUUUUUAUUUCUGCAUUAGCCAUGGAAGGACAGCAACUUCUAGUAGCAUAUCCUUGUGCUUUGCUAUACGGAGUCUUUGCCCUAAUUUCUGUUUUUUGAACUGAAUUUAUCUGGGAU